This is a messenger RNA of Spodoptera frugiperda (fall armyworm), 1748 nucleotides long. RefSeq names its product jerky protein homolog-like. Bases 428 to 1264 code for a protein of 278 amino acids. Gene Ontology annotation, cellular component: nucleus. The transcript has a single exon. NCBI's taxonomy places the organism in Eukaryota, Metazoa, Arthropoda, Insecta, Lepidoptera, Noctuidae. The record is from RefSeq and is a predicted model, not a curated record. Gene Ontology annotation, molecular function: DNA binding.
AUUAAAUUGAUGGUUAGAAUUGAACAAGUUUCUUAUAAGUAACCCCACAGAAUUGAAGAAAAACUUGUAUGAAUUUGGAUUGGGCCCUGUGUUUUACAUUGAACGAGAUCAAAACGAGACGGCACUCUGACUGGUUGGUUUAUUGAAGCUGGCCAAUCAGAACGCUAAAACCUGUCUUGUUUCGAUAUCAUUCAACAUAUAACAAACUUAGACUAAGCCUUCUGAUUAUGCUCAUAGUUACUAAUCUAAGUAUAGUUUCAAAACAAGUAUCUUUAUAAUUAUAUUGUAGAAACUCGAUUAUCCGGCCCUCAGUUAUACGGAUUCGCGAUUAUCCGGACUGCCCGGCUAUUGUUUUAUGUAGUUAGUUUUCAGUCAAUUCGUCGCUCGGCCGCCUCUACUUAUCUACUCGUCGUCUACUUAUUCAAAAAUGUCAAAACGUAAGAGAGUGGUAUUAUCGCUUAAAGAUAAAAUAAAUAUUAUUGAUUCAAUUAAAAAAGGAGAAACCGGUCGUAAGUUAGCUGAUCAGUAUGGUGUGGGUACAUCCACGAUAAGUGAUAUAAAAAAGAAUGCCGAUUCAAUUUUGUCGUACACUUGUAAAUUAGAUACUCAAGACGGAAGUAAACAUCGGAAAAUGAUGAAGAAACCGAAAAAUGAACUUUUAGAAGAUGCUUUGUAUUGUUGGUUUUUACAAAAACGAUCAACUGGGCAACCGAUAUCCGGUCCUUUGCUCUGUGAAAAAGCGUUAGAGUUAAAUAAAAAAAUAGGUGGCAAUGAAUCGUUUGUGGCAAGUAACGGAUGGUUGUACAGAUUUAAAUCACGUCAUGGGAUUCGUGAAUUGGAAAUUCAAGGUGAAAAAAUGUCAGCUAAUGUAGAUGCAGCAAAUUCUUUUAAAAAUAAUUUUAAGAAGAAUUUGGAUGAAAAUAACUAUGACAUGGAUUUUGUUUAUAAUGCUGAUGAAACCGGGUUAAACUGGAAGUCUUUGCCUUCGAAAUCUUUAGCUUCGAGGCGAGAGAAUUCAGCUCCAGUAGAAAACAUAUUGCAAGAAGAUGAAACAGAAGAAAAUCUAGACGUGGAAAAUGAUGCAGGACCAUCUCAUGAUGAAGCACUUCAUGCCCUAGAGACAGCUCUCAAGUGGUUUGAAAAACAAACAGAGAGUGAUACUGUGAGUUUAUUACAGCUGAAACGAAUUCGUGAUAUAGCAGCAAUGAAGAGAAAAAGUGGUUUACGUCAAAUGACAAUUACCAAAUAUUUUAAACCAAAUUAAACUUAUUAUUUUUUAACAAAUUAAACAUAUGUAAUCUAAGAAAAUGUAUCUCUUAAUUAUUCCUUAAUAAAUAUUGAUUUUCGUUGAUAUAUAUUUGUUGUUUUUAAUAAAUGUACCACAUAUGUAUGCAUAAAACCCGAUUCCCCCCCUAUUCUUCAUACAUUCGAUUAUCCGAAUGCCUAACGACAACAAUUAGUCCGGUUAGUCGAGUUUCUACUGUAGGUUGAAAGGUAGGGGAGAAACUGUAUUUGUUUUUUGUUAAUAAUGGAUGAAAUCUAACAACUAUUAGCUCUGACACUCCUUUAGAAAUGAAAAGGUUUCUAAUAGUAAUGUCCCCUUACAUUUAGAUUAAAAUUGUUCAACGGGCCUCUGCGAGUUGGCUUCGGCCCCUCGUACGCCUUCCAAAGGUCCGGGACCCUGUGGUCCCGUGAUUAUGUAAAAAACAAAUAAUGUCACAUAGAUCAGCAAUAUUAUAACUAACUAC